UCUGGCAAAUUUGGUGCGGGUUGUAGUGAGGAAUGCCACUGUACAUCAGGAUUCUGUAACCAGUAUACUGGAGUGUGUACCGGUACCGGUGGUUGCGCAUCUGGAUGGUCUGGAAGUAACUGUCAAGUUCCAAGCACUUGUCCCGUUGGCUAUUUCAGCACAUCGUGUACAUCAAUUUGCCAUUGCCGUGAUAAUGUUCAAUGUGAUAAGAAUACUGGUGUAUGUAGUAAUGGACUGUGUGCAAUAGGAUACCAUACAUAUGACAAUUUAUUUUGUGAAGCCUGCCAAUCUGGAAGCUAUGGCUACUACUGUGCUUCUACCUGCAAUUGUGAUUCUGCCUCAUGUCAUUUUGAAACUGGAUGUAAUGGUGGUUGCCUUGAUAAUUGGUUGUUACACUCAUGCACUACAGGAAUUUCUGCAUCUUCCAACACAAAAGUUAAUCCAAGUCAGAUGUCCACAUUCCAAUGUGACAUUCAAGGUAAUGUGGAUGGCAUUACCAUUCAGUUUCUUAUUGGCAGUCAACCUGCUUCAGAAACUGUACGCACAGAAUCAAAUGGAGUUACAAGAGUUAAAUUUACCGGUGAAGCAAAUCCUGCUGUUACGUAUGUCUGCACACUUGCUAAGGAAUCUUAUACAGCAUAUGCAGAUCAUUCACUUAAUAUCUUUGUAUUACCAACGUACACUGGACAGCCAAGCUCACUGACGAGUACUGGAUCAUCAGUGGAAUUGAGAUGGAGGAACUGGAGUACCAGUAGUGGAGAUAGUGGUGAUGGUCCCGUUAUUGGAUAUGUUCUAUAUUACAGACGAUCUUCAUCAUCUGGGCUCUGGAGCCACAUACCUCAAGACAACAGUCUUACAGCCACAGUGACUGGUUUACGGUGGGAAGAAGAAUAUGUCUUUGCUAUAGCAGCGGUCAGGGAAGGUGCUGGGGGUGAAGGUCCAAGGGGAAGUAAUGAGCUAACUGUAUCAACAAUCUGUGGAGAACCAUCAGCACCGGUAGUCGAAGCAAAUUCAAGUUAUAAGUUACCUAAAAGGAUCAACAUUGUUUUGCAACGAUUAACGAUUACGGAAGCCAAGUGUUCAACUGGUGUAGAGCGUUAUACGAUAUCUUAUAGACCUGUUAAUACAGACGUGUCCAUGAUCACUGAGAAAACGACAAUUGAUGAUUUAUAUACAAUAAUGGAACUUGAAAUAUACACAGAAUACAUCAUCUCUGUAACAGCAAGUAACAAGGAUUUUGCUGGGAUGGCAAGAGUGGUACAAGUGUUCUCACCUGAAGAGAUACCUCCAGUUCCAGGAGUCUCAGCAACACAGGAUGGUUCAUUCCUUACCGUUUCUGUGUACCCAUCUGAGUCAUUCAACAGAAAUCUUUAUGGGAAUAUAAUUGGUUUUGAUGUGAGAUACAGAUCAAGAAAUAGCGAAGAGUGGAAGAACCAAACGCUUACAGCAGACCAAGGGAUCUACGGCUACAAAAUAUCAAGUGUGGUAGAAGAUGCAAAGUAUAAAGUUAUUGCUAGAGUAGUCAAUGGGGCUGGUGUGGGAAACUGGAGCCCAUUUUUCACCGCUGAGCAAAGUACAGGAUCAUCAAUCCCGGGAUUCAUGAUUGUACUAGUGGCUGCUCUUUCCAUCAUCAUCAUCUUUCUUAUUUCCUUAUUUGGCCUAUACUACAGAUGCAGCCAUCCAAAUGGGAACAAUACGCGUGAAGUCCAAGAUGACAAUCUGACAACAAAUAUUCGGGCAGUUGAAGACGCAACUGAACUUAAUAAUUAUGCCAACAUCGUUAGAGACGAUUUGAUAGAGCAGCAAUAUCAAAACGAUGUCAUCCAAACAAGGACUGAAAACACGUAUGAUUAUGCAAUUUCACAGACCAGUGGACGUGAGGUCUAACUACUCCCAGAAGAAAACAUUCAAGUUACCAAAACAAAAUCGAUCCUUAUCAAAUCCCCUUGAAGUGUAUGGGACAUGAAUAUGAGUAAUGCUUUUCCUCAAUAUACCAACAUAAAAUAUUUACUCUGCGAUAUCUAAUAAGUGUUUAUUAGUAUCUGAAUGUUUACCGCUUGCAGUUUAUUUUAAAAUGUAUGCUAAUGGACAAAACUGAGAGGUAAUUCAUGUCAUGGGUUCCUCUCUUCUUCUUAGCUUUGGUAAGUCCUAGGACAAGAAUGCAAAACAUGUUUGCAUACACAUUUUAUUAAUAACAAUAUUAAAAAUGAUAAUAAAUAAGAAUGAAGCUGAUGAUUCAAAAUAUAAAUAUAAUCGUUAUAAUGACUAAAGUUAUAUAAUUCUUCUGUCGUUAAGAUCCGCCUAUUUAAAUAGUUAUUUUGGUUCUUUCGAAAUUUAAAUUUUGAAACGUAGAAUUAAGUGAUGUAUCUAGUUGUUAAGGUUGUUUGCUUGUUUUAUAAUUAAUUUGUGGUUUUACUUUUAAGGUUGUUUGCUUGUUUUAUAAUUAAUUUGUGGUUUUCAUUUAUCUCACUGUUUUUGGUUCCAUUCUGUAACUUUCGGGCUCCCUGCCUUCGGAUGCAAACAAUUAAAAUAAAAAAAAUGUUAUCAUUAAUUACUUUCAGUGAAAAGCCGUUUCCUUUGUUCUGAUUCGCUGUCUCAGCUCUCUGAGUACGAGAUGCAAUCUUCGACAUUACCUUUGCCAAUAUAUAUCGCUUUGAAUACAACUACGGCACAUUGAGAAAGACGACCACCAUGCUACUGCUAACUAAAAAUCAAGAAAAACAUAACGAAAUUAGUUGUUUGCAUGUACAGAGGCUAAUUUUGUUGGGAGGAUGCUGUCAAACUAGACACCAGAAAUUAUAAUGGUACGAGAGGAUUUAAAGUAUUUUGUUACCAUAUUGGUGGAAACGUCUGAUUAUUCAGGACUAUCAAGUUUGCAAUGACUAAAAAUUCUGUGUUUUCUUUAAGAGAAGCAUAUAUUAACGAUAUCCAUUUUAAGAAGCCAUGCAGAAAGUGGGCCUAGAGAGAGCAGGGUUUUUUUUUUAAAUAUUUGAUGAUGAAUUUAUGAAUUUCCGGCUGAUCAGAGAAAGUAGACAUUUCGUAAGAGGAUUUGAUUAAGUUUUGUUUCCAUACAAUCGCUACACAUUAUCGCCGAUAGAUUUCGGUGAUGCUGAUUGGUCGGUCGAAUCAGAGAGCCUUCCUGAUUGUGUCGGGGGAUUGCUACGCAGUACAACGAUUACACUGAAAACACUGUAGCGACAAUGUAGCGAUUUUAAGGAAACCAGGCUUUAGGGACGUUACGGUACCCAGAAUAACAUUCAUUAUGAAGCAUG
This is a messenger RNA of Anneissia japonica, 3272 nucleotides long. RefSeq names its product receptor-type tyrosine-protein phosphatase mu-like. Gene Ontology annotation, molecular function: protein binding. Bases 451 to 1887 code for a protein of 478 amino acids. The record is from RefSeq and is a predicted model, not a curated record. NCBI's taxonomy places the organism in Eukaryota, Metazoa, Echinodermata, Crinoidea, Comatulida, Comatulidae. The transcript is spliced from 11 exons.